CGACACGAAAAUACGCUAGACUGGUUCUAACAAUAGUACCUUGACAAGUUCAGCACCGUAGAUUGACCGAUAUAGUAACUGCUAAUCCACAUGCGCGUUCCUGGGGCUUCAUCAUCUGAGGUCCUGAAUCAGGGGCCUCUGCCCUGUCAUCGCCCAUGAAACACUGAACUGCUACCUUCAACUGAUCUUACAGUGGUGACGGGAAGACGUUAGAAAUUCUCCUUCACAACAACUUGCGAUUAACAACACGUUGCAGUUAUCUCUCAUAUGUCGUCUCUUGAAGAAGUCGAGAUCGUCAAGCCUAUCGAGAACAUCCAUCCGGACAACCUCCAACGAGUACACAAGGACGUCGUCAUUCAUGUAUUCCGACAACUCGUAGAACACUCCCAUCCCUCCAAGGGGAAGGGUGACGUCACGACCACCGUCCAUGCUUUUGCCCACUCUCGGGUUGAGUGGCUGCACAAGGUCGUCCCAGAGCUCGAGACCCUGGCCGAGAAGUACCAUAUCGGCAAUUUCGUCGCCAUCAGAGGCACGAACCAACGGUUUUUCGAGAGCAUGCCAAUCUACGCACGCUUGGGCAUGCACCUGCUGUUUUAUGGGAAGGAACAGGUGAAGUUGCUGGAAGGAAACAAACUCGUCGAAGAUACCCUCCGCGAACAGAGCAUUCACCAAGGAAAAAUCUACGAUUCACCUGAAUCCGCUAAGAAUAUACCGUCCUUUAUCAAGAUGUACAACAUCCAGCUGGAUGAACUGCUGGAGCCGGAUAUCCACAAGUAUCACACUUUCAAUGAAUUCUUCUCUCGCAGGCUCAAGCCAGGCGCACGUCCCGUUGAGAACGUAGAUAACCCGAGGGGAUUCUGCAGUGCAGCUGACUGCCGCCUGGUGGUAUACCAGACCAUUAGUCUCGCAGAGAAGUUUUGGAUUAAGGGAGACGAAUUCUCUAUACCGUCACUCCUGGGUCUCGGUCCCACCGAUCCUGUUUGUGAAGCGUUGAGCGGUGGUUCCCUCGCCAUCUUCCGCCUCGCGCCUGCAGAUUAUCACCGCUUCCACUCACCAGUUGAUGGAAGAGUUCUGACUGAACAUCGGGAUAUCCCCGGUGAAUAUUACACCGUGAAUCCCCAGGCUGUCAAUGAACCUAACCUUGACGUGUUCACCCGAAACAAGCGCUCCGUCUUACUUCUCGAACACGAGGUCUCAAAGAAGCCGAUUGCAAUUGUCGCCGUCGGCGCACUCCUGGUUGGCAGCAUUGUCUGGACUUAUAAUAAUGAGAUAAAACGUGGUGACGAGGUUGGCUAUUUUGCGUACGGUGGCAGCACUGUAAUUACCGUCUUCCCACCGGGGCUCAUUGAAUUUGACAAGGACCUCGCCCUGAACUCGACUGGAAAGAGUGUAGCUGCCAACGGACAAGGAAGCAUUGAAACUCUCGUCAAGGUUGGGUACUCGCUGGGGAAGAUUCCAGAUACUGUGGAGUAAACUCGAGUACUGUCGCUGACCGAUGUCAAGGCGCCUAUCGAUAACCAAGUACAACUGUGACCUGCUGGUGGUGGCUUUUUCCAACAAGAGUUCACGUUCUGCCACAGGAAAUGGGUUGGUCAAGUCGACACUACUAUUACAUGCUUCGAUCCAUACUGCUCGGGUGUCUGGUCAUGAUUGAGUGUACCGUGAGGAAGAUAGAACUGGACAUAUUAGAGAUUGCAAGAGAUGACAUGUGAAG
Molecule: messenger RNA, 1714 nt
Organism: Pisolithus orientalis
Lineage: Eukaryota; Fungi; Basidiomycota; Agaricomycetes; Boletales; Pisolithaceae
Product: phosphatidylserine decarboxylase-domain-containing protein
Exons: 4
Coding region: 268-1473 (401 amino acids)
Biological process (GO): phospholipid biosynthetic process
Molecular function (GO): phosphatidylserine decarboxylase activity
Source: RefSeq, a predicted model, not a curated record